Messenger RNA from Hansenula anomala, 567 nucleotides. It is a transcript of the gene NAT3, whose product is annotated as peptide alpha-N-acetyltransferase complex B subunit NAT3. The record is from RefSeq and is a predicted model, not a curated record. The coding region runs from base 1 to 567 and encodes 188 amino acids. Gene Ontology annotation, molecular function: protein-N-terminal amino-acid acetyltransferase activity. Gene Ontology annotation, cellular component: NatB complex. Gene Ontology annotation, biological process: N-terminal peptidyl-methionine acetylation. The transcript has a single exon. Lineage: Eukaryota; Fungi; Ascomycota; Saccharomycetes; Phaffomycetales; Wickerhamomycetaceae.
AUGUCCUCACUUACUCCAUUCCAAGCAACUGACUUGUUCAAAUUAAACGCAAUCAAUUUAGACACGUUGACUGAAAAUUUUAACAUUGGGUUUUAUUUAGAAUAUCUUACCCAAUGGCCUUCAUUAUUUUUCAAAAGUGAAGAAUUCAAUGACAAUAUAUCAGGUUAUAUGAUGGGUAAGACUGAAGGUUCUAAUGAAUUAUGGCAUACACAUAUCACCGCAGUGACUAUAAAUCAUUAUUAUAGAAGAAUCGGAUUGGCUUCAUAUCUAUGUGAUAAUUUGGAAUAUAUGACUGAUGCUAAACCUCACGAGACUAGGUUUAUUGAUUUAUUUGUUAAAGUUGAUAAUCAGUUGGCUAUUAAUCUGUAUGAGAAGUUGGGUUACAGUGUAUUUAGAAGAGUGAUUGGGUAUUAUGGAGGAGAGCAUGAGUAUCCUCAGGACACUUCAGUGGUUAAUGAUUUGAAAGAUGCUUUUGAUAUGAGAAAGAGCAUGGGUAGGGAUCUGGGAGAGAGUGUGAGAAGCGAUGGGAGAGAGCACAGGGUACUGCCACAUGAGAUACGGUUCUGA